AUGGCGCAUGCUUGGAAGGGGUACAGGCAGUAUGCAUGGGGCAUGGAUGAACUUCAGCCGCGCACCAAGACCGGGGCAAACCACUUUGGGGGGCUGGGGUUGACCAUCGUUGACUCGCUUGACUCGCUCUACCUCAUGGGGCUCACCAAGGAGUUCAAUGAGGCCAAGAGCUGGGUGCACGAGAAGCUCUUCUUCGAGCAUGACUAUGACGCCAACGUCUUCGAAACCACCAUUCGCAUUCUGGGCGGGCUUCUGAGUGCGUAUGACCUCUCCGGCGACCCAAUGCUGCUGGCCAAAGCAAAGGAGCUCGCAGACAAGCUGCUGCCAGCCUUCACCACGCCCACAGGCAUCCCACUCGCCUUUGUCAACCUCGCCAGUGGCACUUCUCGCUCGCACGGGUGGACUGGGCGCUCCGCACUACUGGCAGACCUGGGCUCAACACAGCUAGAGAUGGUGGCACUCUCCCAGCGCACCGGCGAUCCCAAAUACGCCAACGCUUCGGAGCACGUCAUCCGUCAGAUCGCCAAGAUCUUUCCAUCCGACGGUUUGCUGCCAGUGCUCAUCGGCACUGUCAGUGGCAAGCCCACCUCUCGCCACAUCACGCUUGGAUCCAUGGGGGACAUUUUCUAUGAGUAUCUACUCAAAGUGUGGGUGCAAGGUGGUGGAACACCCUACGUUCAAAGAUACAGAGACAUGUGGGAGAAAGCCAUGAGUGGCAUGAUGGCAGAGCUGAUUCAGCAUGCCCCGGCGUCCAACACCACCACCGCCACUACCACCACCGCUGCAACCAACACCAGCACCACUAGCAGCAGCAAUGCUGACAUUAGUGGCAGCGGUAGCGGCAGCACUGACAGCAGCAGCAGCGGUGGCAGAGUGGUGUAUGUGGCAGAGAUGCAUGCGGGGAAGGUGGAGCACAAGAUGGAGCAUGUGACGUGCUUCGUGGCUGGCAUGCUGGUGCUGGGCGCUCAAACAGUGGCGGAGGGGAGUGAACACACUGAAGCUUACAUGAGGCUGGCUAAAGAGCUGGGCCACACGUGCCAUCUCUUUUACAGCACAUCACCCACGGGGCUCAGCGGGGAGGACUAUGCAUUUGGGGAGAAGGGCAUGCGCAUGGAGGGGCGCAAGUACAAUAACCUGAGGCCCGAGGCAGUGGAGGCAUGGAUGUACCUGUGGAGGGCGACGCACGACCCCAUGUACAGGCACUGGGGGUGGGAGGUCUUCCAGGCCUUCCAAAAGCACUGCCGUGUGGAAAACGGCUUCGUGGGGCUGCUGGAUGCCUCUCAGAACCCUCCACAGAAGGACGACUUGCAGCAGAGUUUCUUUCUUGCCGAGACGCUCAAGUAUCUUUACCUCCUCUUCUCGCCCGAUGAUGUGCUGCCUCUCAACCAAUGGGUGUUCAAUACCAAGGCACACCCUCUUAAGAUCAUAGCAAGAAACGCUGAUUUCCCCCCUCAAGUGAGGAUUGAGUCUCAAACGAAGCAUGACGCGCUUCCGGACGAUGAUUAG
Messenger RNA from Closterium sp. NIES-65, 1506 nucleotides. Lineage: Eukaryota; Viridiplantae; Streptophyta; Zygnematophyceae; Desmidiales; Closteriaceae. The record is from the annotation of a GenBank genome assembly.